Photinus pyralis (common eastern firefly) is the source of this 1164-nucleotide messenger RNA. RefSeq lists its product as uncharacterized. The coding region runs from base 251 to 1162 and encodes 303 amino acids. NCBI's taxonomy places the organism in Eukaryota, Metazoa, Arthropoda, Insecta, Coleoptera, Lampyridae. The record is from RefSeq and is a predicted model, not a curated record. The transcript is spliced from 3 exons.
GUUUUUUAUUUAAACUGCGCUUACGUAAGCUCGCUUAAGUAGUUAAGCGCUAUACAUAAUUUUUGGUAAUGCACCGUACCAAACUAAACCGAGUUUUGGUAAACCGUGAAUAUGUUUGGCAACGUAGCAUUUUUAACCCACAAUGCACUUCGUCUACUCAGUUGUUUGACAUGUUAUAACCUCAAAUAACAUUGUGAAUUGUGAUUGUAGUAUUGUACAGAUUUCACGUCUUUGUUAAAACUAUACAAAUAUGAGCAACGCAAAAGUUCGAGUGCCCAACUUUUCCAGUACAGAGAAGCUUCAUCUUUUAACGAUUAUAUCUCAAAAAUAUUACAAGAUCCUAGAGGACAAGAAGACUGAUCGCGUUUCAACGGGACAAAAAGAAAAGGCGUGGGACGAAAUAGAAGCCGAGUUUAAUGCUUCAUCUACCUGCACCACAUACAGAAAUGCACUGAGCCUCAAGAAAUGCUAUGAAAACCGAAAAAAAGAGCUCCGGAAAACUUUAGCUACUAAUAAAAGAGAAGCAUUAUUAACUGGUGGCGGUCCACCGCCAAAGAAGAAGAAAGAUGGGGACGAUACACUGAUGGAUGACAUUUUAAUGGCCAUUUUAAAUGAGAAAACUUUGUUGGGUCUUAAAAAUCCAUUUGAUGAUGAUGCAGAUGAAACGGAGAUACCCCACAUUGAAGGUAAUGAGGAAGUUGUUCUUGAAUUAGAGGCAUACCCAUGCGAAGUUGCAACUACCGAAAACUGUGUAGCGGAUACUGUUAAUGUGGAAGCACAGAGUUCCAUUAACGCUAUCCAAAUGCCAGUCCCAACAAUGAAUUGGAAAAAGUAUGUUCCAAAACAGCUACAAUGCCCUACAAGUGCAAUUCUACGUUUCUCAGAAGAGAAAGAAAAUAUACCGGAACCUGAUAAUGCCCCAGCACCCAACAAGGUUAACACUCCAAAGAAUGCAAACAGAAGAAGACCAACAACAGUAGUCAAGACACUUACAUCAUCUGAGAUAGCAAAAAAGUACAAUCUGUUACUCGACAAAAGACUAAGCUUAGUAGAUGCACAAAUUAAACAUUUACAUGCAGAAAAUGAACUUGUUCUUAAGAAACGUGAAUUGGAAAUUGAGUUACUGCAUAUUCAAAUAGCAAAUGAAAAAUAUGUAGAAUAAUA